This is a messenger RNA of Topomyia yanbarensis, 3892 nucleotides long. RefSeq lists its product as uncharacterized. The record is from RefSeq and is a predicted model, not a curated record. Lineage: Eukaryota; Metazoa; Arthropoda; Insecta; Diptera; Culicidae. Gene Ontology annotation, cellular component: plasma membrane. Bases 513 to 3851 code for a protein of 1112 amino acids. The transcript is spliced from 7 exons. Gene Ontology annotation, molecular function: oxidoreductase activity; copper ion binding. Gene Ontology annotation, biological process: iron ion transport.
GAAAGUGCGCGCAAAUUUAAACACUGCGCGAGAAAUCGGAAAGAACUGAAAGAACGUGCAACUUGGUGGAUCCGAGGCUAAGCUUUAAGCGUUUUGAUCAAUUUCGAGCGCAUUGUGAAACGUGGUUUGUUGAAAUGAAAAUUAAAAUGAGCAGCUAGAAAAUUGUGCAAAUAACCAACUGCAAUCAUUGAUAUGUUGUUACAUUACAACUUUUCGAAUGUCAAUAUCAAGUGUGUCGAAAAUUUAGCGUAUUCAUCAUGGUAUUAUAGUUCAACAUCAGUUAUCACAGUUUAACAAGUGGCAAGUAGUGUGCAGACAAGUGAGAGAAUCAGCAAACAAAAUCAAGUGCCGUGUUAACGUUGACAAACGAAACGUGAAAAGCCGGACUGUUCAAAGUGUGCUUAUCUCUUAUCUUUACGUUAGUCAUUGGGUGAUACUCGUGAUCUUGUCUACAACGAAUUGAGCUAUAGAUAACUCUGCGAUAAGUUCUUGGUUGCGGUGCGUGUGCAUGCAUGUCGAGUUCACUGUCACACAAGUCCUACAGGCAUAGCGACACCGGUGGAUCAAGGAAUUCCCCGGUAUUAUACCCAAACAGGUCGUUCUUGUCGUUAUACAAUGUGAACCAAAUGAUAGAAACCACAAAUCCCAGAGGGUAUAGGUACGUGCGAGAAUCAACCAACCAGCUCAUUUUGACAUCUGUCUCAGUGGCAGCAGAAGCAGUAGCAAUAGUGCCAUCAUUUACAAGAAAUUUACUAGGUAGUGCCUGUAAUUAUUCAAUGACCAUACACAAACACGAGAUGACGACCCGCAACGACCGGCGCCAGUACCUUCAAAUGCAUCAGCGGCAAAAAGGUUGGAGUCUGCUGUUAACUGUUGUCAGUUUGACCUCGUUGGCCGUGGCAGUUGGCGGUCAAAUCGUCAAUUCAGAUUGUGAUCCAACCAAGUGUUCACCGGCAGUUGAUAUACCGGCUAGCUUGCUACAGGCAGGUGAACGAACUAGGAAGGAGCUAGUCAAUUGCUGUGAGGUAACACGAAUAUACUGCGACUCUAGGAUGUGUCCUGCUGCCGUUCAGUAUUGCGAUGAGAGCAGAACAAUACAACCUAGGAUAGUCAAAGGAAGAUGUUGCACACUUUACGAAUGUGGAAAUUCGUUACAAGAUGAGCAUUGUGAAAUAAUAAUCAAUGGAACGGUGACGAGAAAACGAAUCGGCGAGAAAUGGUUUAGCAUGAUAAACAGUACUACAUGUAUGAACUUCGAAUGCUUGAAAAGUAGUGCAUCAGAAACGUUCGUGAAUUCGAUUGGAAUAACGUGCAGCACUAGCUGUCCAGAGGGUUUUUCUCUUCAAUACUCGGAGCAGCAUUGUUGUCCGCAAUGCGUCCAAGCGAUGUGUCGAUUCGACGACCGAUUUCACCCAGAAGGAGAAAUGUGGGACAGCUUGGAUGGGUGUUUACGUUACCAGUGCACCAGAGAGGAUGGUAUUCUUUCAAUAUCUUCGGAACGGUGGCUUUGUCCCAGAUUGUUUGACUGUCCCCCUGAAAAUGUGAUUGAAGAUAAUUGCUGUAGUGUCUGCAACAUUACAAAACCUGAGCCGGUGACACCUGUUCCUCGUGAGGAAAUGGAAUUUCUCGACGAAUUGGAUUAUGCGAAUCAUAUGUGUAAAAGGGAAUGCCUGAAGGGCCGAAAAUCGUUAACUUGCUACUACAAAUUCAGCAUGGAAUGGUACCAGACGAUGAGUAAAGCAUGUUACGAGUGCCCGUACAAUUCUACUGACUGUAGUCGGCCGCACUGUAUUCCUGGAGACGGCGUAAAGAGAAACGUUAUGGUUAUUAAUCGAAUGAUGCCGGGACCUUCGAUUGAAGUGUGUGAGAAUGACAUUAUUGUUGUCGAUGUCGAGAAUCAUCUGAUGGGAGAAAGUACAACCCUUCACUGGCACGGGUUGCAUCAGAAAAGAACGCCCUAUAUGGAUGGAGUACCGCAUAUUUCCCAAUGUCCAAUAAGUCCGGAAACUACGUUCAGGUACACUUUCAAGGCAGAUAAUCCUGGGACUCACUUCUGGCAUUCACAUACGGGGAUGCAGAGAGGCGAUGGUGCCUUCGGUCCGCUAAUAAUCCGGCGGGACAAUGACCCUCAGCAAAUAUUGUACGACUAUGAUCUAUCGGAGCACGUGAUAACUGUUCAAGACUGGGGUCAUAUUGGAGGCGUGCAAAUGUUUACCGCUCAUCAUCACUCAAACGGUGAUAAUAAACCACCUAAUAUUCUAAUAAAUGGCCGUGGAAAGUACUUCCAACGUUUCCCGAAAACUGCCAGUAUUACUACUACUACCGUUAAACAACCAACUAUUCCAACAACAACUCUGCCAACUGUGCCUAUCAUAUUAGAUCAACAAACAACAAAAACCCCGACCGAAACUAACACUCUAGAUGAUGCUGAACUAAUCCACAACUCAAAGGAUACUAGUUUAAAAAUGGAACUCGGUUCAGCUGAACUGAAUAACGGUCAGGGAAAAAAUAUCAACUCAACACUAUUGUUAACUCGAAAGAAGCGACAGUCCCGAACAGUAAACUUCAAUGCCGUAAUCGCUCCGGAAUCUGAACAUAUUCCACUGAAGGUAUUCUAUGUGGAACAGAAGAAACGUUACCGAUUUCGACUUAUCAAUGCUGAAUUCCUGAACUGCCCCGUGGAAUUGUCAAUAGAAAGCCACAACAUGACGGUAAUUUCGUCGGACAGUUUCGACGUUAUGCCAAUAGACGACCUAGCCUCCUUCGUUAGUUACGCCGGUGAACGAUUUGAUUUUAUACUGAAAGCGAAUCAACCGAUCGGAAAUUACCUCAUGAGAUUCCGAGGUCUAAUGGACUGUGAUGAACGGUUUACAUCGGCUUAUCAGGUAGCGGUAUUGCGGUACAAAGGGGCUCCAGAUGUUGAGUUCAAAGAGUUGCCCAAUUAUGACUUUCCACUUUCGGGUUUACAGCUGAAUUCACUCAAUAAGGGAACGGGAAAUGUGGAUACGUUGUCGAUAGCUGAGACUACGUCGAGAGAUCAGGAGGACUUGCUACUGCUCAGGGAGAAGACUGACUACAAAUUUUAUGUUUAUUAUGAUUUUUAUGCUAAAGACAAUCCACACUUUCACGUACCUGAUUUAUACGGAUUCAAAGAUGUAAUCAACAACACAAACCGCUUGUUCACACCCCAACUGAAUCACAUCUCGAUGCGAAUGCCUACAGUUCCGAUGAUGCCGGACAAGGACCGGUUGGACGAAAGCCUCUUCUGCAAUGCCACCUCACUAAUGGAACAAGGUCGAAAUUGUCGGGAGGAGUUCUGCCAGUGCAGUCAUGUCCUUCAGGUGCCGUUGAAUGCAACCGUUGAGAUGGUUCUGAUAGACGAGGGUUUUACGUUCGAUGCCAAUCAUCCGUUCCAUUUGCAUGGUCACGCGUUCCGAGUUGUCGGUAUGGAACGACUUGCGGGGAACAUAACCGCGGAAGAAGUCAAGCGGCUUGAUGACGAAGGAAAGAUUAGGCGUCGGUUAAAGGGAGCUCCGAUUAAGGACACGGUUACCAUUCCGGACGGGGGGUAUACCAUAAUUCGAUUCAUUGCGAGCAAUCCUGGAUACUGGCUAUUCCAUUGUCACAUCGAGUUUCAUGCUGAGAUAGGAAUGGCCUUGGUGCUCAAGGUGGGUGAUAAAUCGGAAAUGGUGUCUGCGCCAGACGAUUUUCCCACAUGUUUCGAUUUUAAGCCGGACUACGGCAAAUUGCAGAACUCUAGUAGUCGGAUGCUGUCCACUCAACAUAGUACCUUACAACAGCUCUCGUCAAUAAUAGUCUUAAUGAUGGUAAUGAGGAGGGUAUUUGUGUAAUUGUGAUAUUUAUUUAUAAGUCUAAUUGUUGUCGUUAUUAA